Messenger RNA from Ostertagia ostertagi, 1137 nucleotides. The record is from the annotation of a GenBank genome assembly. NCBI's taxonomy places the organism in Eukaryota, Metazoa, Nematoda, Chromadorea, Rhabditida, Trichostrongylidae.
AUGCCGCCUACACUCAGAAGACAAGCUAAGCGCCAUCGCCAGUCCAGUGGACCCGUGCGGUCCAACACAACGCUUUCUCAAACGACAACGCUCCCGUAUGUUCCAGCAGUCAACUCGUCGCUGCUCAAUUUCGUCGAUGCUUCUAUUCUCAGUAAAUUGGAACUUCCCACGUUCGAUGGAAACAUCCUUGAGUACCCAGAAUUUUCGUCUCGGUUUGCCACGUUAGUCGGCAAUAAGGUUCAACUCGAUGACACGACAAAAUUUUCCUUGUUGAAAUCUUGUCUGCGAGGUCGUGCUCUUCACGCGAUACAAGGACUCUCCAUGACUCCUAACAACUACAAGAUCGCUAUGGACAUCCUCGCCACCCACUUCGACGACAAAGUGACUAUGAAACAUAUCCUCUACACGAAGUUGUCACAACUACCGAAUUGUGACCAGGAAGGUCGCAAUCUUCAAACUCUGUACAACCAAAUGUUUGCUCUAGUUAGGCAGUUUGCUGAAGACGGAAAUGACUCAAACGAGACCGGUUUAGGAGCAAUUCUGCUUAACAAACUUCCUGCCAGAGUACGUAGUCAGAUAUAUGACAAGACAAACAAUAGCCACAACCUCUCCCCGACCGAACUGCUACACUUGCUCACCGAUAUAGUCCGUAAAGAAGCCGCACUAUCAGAGAUUGAUUAUCACGCAUGCAUGAACCGUUAUCCUUCAAGUCACGAGCUUCAAGUGGAGUUCCGGUCGAAGCCUCAGCACUUUUCAUAUUCAACACAGAAGAGAAAAGAAUGUUCCUUUUGUCGAAAUUCCGAUCACACCUCUCUCGUCUGCGACUCCUUCCCGACCCCGCGUGAUCGAACUCGUCGAGUAGAACAACUACGUCUAUGUUACAACUGUCUCUCCAGUCAACAUGGUUCUAAGGACUGCACAUCCAAACAAUCCUGUAGAUUCUGCGCCAAGCGUCAUCACUCAUCGCUGUGUCCUAAAUGCUCUAAUGUGUCUAAUCCAGGAAGAGAGAUUCCGCAACCUGGCCACUCCUUCGCCCCUAACCCCUCCUCGUUCCGAACUCACGAGCAGUUUGUUAGUGUUUCACCAAAAGAAACGACAAACAACCCUCAUCAACAAGAGGACAAUAUCAUCCCAAUA